CCGUCCGUGCAGACACCUGCUGCUGCAGCGCCGCGGCUCCGCACAUGGAAAAACCCCGGACCUCCGCCAACAUGUGACAUUUUCUGUCUCCCAGGGAAACGCGAAGGGGUCACGAGCCAGAAAGAGACAGGUGUAGUGUGAAAGGUGUGUGCUGUGCCCCCCGACCCGACCCGACCCCCCCUCCACCCCACACAAACCCAGCAUGGGUCCAGUUUGGCUUCUCCUUCUCGCGCUCCCGCCUCUCCUCAGAGCGCAGGUGACUCCAGACUUGAUCUCAGGAGCUUCGGAGGCGCAGAACAGCACAGACUCUCCGCUGAACGUCACAGGAACGUCAGAUGUUGCCUCCCCCAGUCCCUCCAGCCCCUCUGAGCCUCCUGGACUCACUCCAACGCCUUCAGAGGCCCCUGCAGAGGAGGAGGACUGGUCCCCGGCAGAGAUGUUUCUGUACAGCGGCGACCCCGUAGCCCUGAGGGCGGGGGAGUGCUCCCGGGCGUACAGCCUCCCGGGGCUGGCCGGGCCCCUGCCGGAGGCCUUCCGCUGGCCCCUCCGGCCGACUCUGGACGCCCUCGCCAACUCGGCCAACUUUCUCAACAUGAUUUUCCAGGCCAGCGACCUGCGGGAGAGCAGCGUGCAGGAGGACAUGGAGUGGUACCACGGCCUCGUGCGCGCCCUCAUGGAGGCCGACGCGCUCAUCGAACAGGCCCUGCUCACCUUCGACGCCGACCCGGCCGCCCCGGUGCCCCAGCUGGUGCUCCGCGCCAGCCGGAAGCCCACGCCCAAGGUGAAGGCCAUCGUGCUGCAGGACCUGUCCAAGGCCUGGGAGAGCCUGCACGCGCCGGCGCCGGCGCCCGACGACAGCUGGUUCAGCAGCUUCAAAUUCCCCCAGUCCAACCAGCCGAUGGCCGCCCUGUCCAAGAGGGUGCUCCUCAACGACCUCAGGACCCUGGACACGCCCAAGUGGAGGCAGGGGGACAGCUACGUGACCAAUCACAGCGGGGUGCGCUGGGCCAACGCCCCCUUCCUGGACUGUAAGGACGGACGCUUCCUGCCCGCCUGGAUGCUCACGCUGUCCACCUCCUUCUACGGCCUCAAGCCUGACCUCACCCCCGAGUUCAGGGGUGUGAUCCGUGUGGACGUCAACAUUCAGAGCUUCGACGUGGACCAGUGUGCGACAGGAGACGGCUGGUUCGCCAACACACACCAAUGUAACCGCACCACCAUGGAGUGCGAGCCAAUCCCAGGCCAGGGCUUUCGACUGGGCCAGUACUGCUGCCGCUGCAAGGAGGGCUACUACAGCCCGCCGCCAGCCACCCAGGACUCUGAUGGCGGCUCUGCGAACAGGAGCGCCGGCGGGACUAUGUGCUACCCGGCUCUGCCCAUCUGUCUCCCCUGCUGGCCGGGCUGCAAGAGCUGCCAGGACGGCGCCCCCUGCAGGGUGCAGGAGGACUGGAUACUGCGGUCUGGGGUGCUGGCCAUCCAGGGCGUCUUCAUGCUCAUGGUGUUCGUCAGCAUGCUGGCGGCCUACCGGCACCGCCGGAGCCGGAGGAUCCGAGCGUCGGGCCUCCUGCUGCUGGAGACGAUCCUGUUCGGCUCCAUGCUCCUCUACUUCCCGGUCUUCAUCCUGUACUUCAGGCCCAGUAUCUUCAGGUGCAUUGUGCUGCGCUGGGUUCGCAUGCUGGGCUUCUCCAUCGUCUACGGCACAGUGACGCUCAAGCUGUACCGGGUGCUGAAGGUCUUCCUGUCCCGUACCGCCCAGAGAGUCCCUUACAUGUCCAGUCUGCACUUGCUGAGGAUUUUGGGAGUGAUGCUGGUCGCAGUUGUCUGGUUUCUGUGCGCGUGGACGGUGGGUGUUCUGCAGAACCGCGAGCGCAACAUCCCGGUGCUCAUCACGUCCAAAACAUCAGACGGGCAGGGGUUCAGCCUGUGCUACCUGGACCGCUGGGACCACAUGAUGGCUGUGGCCGAGCUACUGUUCCUGUGCUGGGGCAUUUCCCUGUGCAGCGGCGUCAGGCCAGUUCCUUCGGCCUUCCACGAGCCACGCUACAUGGGCAUCUCCAUCCACAACGAGCUGCUGCUGUCCUCCAUGUUCCACCUGCUCCGGUUUUCAUUUCCCUCUCUCCAUCCUGACUGGAUGUUGCUACUCUUCUUCACACAUACUCAUGCCACCAUCAGUGUUACGCUUGCGCUGCUCUUUCUUCCCAAGUUUCUUCAUGUGUCAAAGUCGGGUAGAGAGGAGAUUGCAGCAGAGGUGUAUGAAGAUGAAGUGGACCUUCGGCGUUCUGGCUCAUACCUCAACAGCAGUUUUCAAUCUGCUUGGAGUGACUACAGUUUGGACCCGGAGGACAUUCGGGAUGAACUGAAGAAGUUAUAUGCCCAGCUGGAAGUCAACAAGACCAAGAAGAUGACCACAAACAACCCUCAUCUGUCAAAGAAGCGAAGUUCUCGGCGUGGAUUGGGCAAGUCUAUUAUUAAACGCAUUGCUGAGAUCCCAGAGACGAUGAGCCGCCAGUGCAGUCGUGAGGAGAAAGAUGCUUCCAUCCGUAGUAAAAUUACAAAUCAAUCGGGAUCUUUUAGGACGGGCUCAGAUUCAGUUAGUAUCAGUUAUAAAGGAUCAAUACAUACACCUUCACCAGUGAUGCGUAAAUCACAAAGUGACCAUGAAUAUAUGAGGGAAAGGGACCCUUCUCGACGUGGCUCUAUGUUGAAUGCCAACAUGGCUAAGAGAGCCUCUCAGCGAUCGGAGACAAAUUCUCUGGACAUUCCACCAGGGGUCUGUAAGUCAGCCAGCGCCCAAAAUCUGACAAUUGAUAACAAUCUGCUGCAUCCUGAUCACACUAAGCUUCAUAAGUCCCGGAGUCUCACACCCACUCCCACCCGUACUAUGGACACACUCAAGGUUAACAGAGCCAGCUCAGUGGUGUCAAGGUCCAAGCAGAACAUCACGAUCAAUGACAUCAAGGACCAAACCACAAACGCUCUGCGGUCACAGUCAUCUGAUCGGGCUAAGGUCUGUUCUGUGGAGGCAGAGCAAGAACGGUCUGUGGACAAGAAUCAGAAGCAUGUUACCUAUGCUACUUCUGACGAUGAAGUAAUGUCACAACCAAAAAGCCCAGACAGUGUAAGGUCAUCAAAGUAUGUCUGUCCCUGGGAUCAUUUACCACCACCACCACCACCACCACCACCACCUCCUCCUGAGGAGGAACCAGCAGAGGUAGAAUGUGAGUCUCCCAAACCACAGGCUCCCGUCUCUGCAAGUGCACCAGUCACUCCAAAACUGAAGGUGACAAAGGACCAGCGAGUCUUCUCAUUCCGCACAACAUCUCACAAGUGGCUCUCUGUGAAAGCAUUUGUUGGAUCUGUGGAUAAAUCCGGUAAGGAAGGGGGUUUGAAAUUAAAGAAAGAGGAAUCACUUUCACAUAAAAGCCAGGAGAGUGGAGGAGCUACUUCCGCAUGGUCAGCACUAUCAAGUAGAAACCCAAGUUUUGAAAGGAAGACACUGAAGAAAAGAAGUUUGACUACAGCAGAGGGGAAACCAUGUCUUGUGAAGCAGAAAGCAGUCAGAAUGUCCUCUGGGGAUUCUUCAGAGAGAAGCCCAAGAAGGCUUGUGAUUAUGAAGUCUGCUGUCUAUCCUUGGGACACAGAGGAAAUGCAAAAAGAUAAUACCUAUGAAAAUGUAUAUAUAUCAAGGCAAAACAGCAAACGUAGUAGUAUAAGUUCUUGGGAAACUGUUGGCACCAGUUCUAGAACUCCUUCAACCCGCAGCAUAGGCAGCAGAGGACUUACCCCAACUCGUAAUGUGCCUCAUGCAGAUGUAUGGGAAGGACCAGGUUCUCUCCUGCAAGGAAAAGGAGUUCAGAGGCAGCCGAGCACCAUAGCCACAAUCUGCCCUUGGGAAGUUCAGGAAGCACAGGUAGCUGAACAUGACCGCGUGUGUCCCUGGGAAUCCCAGGAGCCUGGGCUUUUGAGAAGAAAAGAAAGUGGUCACUCUGGUGUAUGUCCUUGGGAAUCACAAGAUAUCCCUACUACUCCUACUGUCACAGUAGCCAAACUGAUACAGCAGAGGCAACAGAAUUUAAGCCGUGCAGGAGACAUAUGUCCCUGGGAGUCUGUGGAAAACCCACAGCCUUCACAGAGACAAGAUGACAGAAAGGCUAAUGUUUGUCCUUGGGAGGUUGAGGACAAGCCUCAAGUUAUAUAUGAAAAUCUAAAUCCUGUAGAGAAAAAGGGGACACUGAGGGUACCCUUACGACAAGAUACUAUGAAACCUAUCAUCUAUUCCAGCAUGUCAGAAGACAAGUCAACUGAUGGGAAACAGCUCUUGCGAAAACAAAGCAUUGCACAACUUACAAUUGAUGUUUUAAAAUUAACUGCCCAACAUUCAGCCAACCAAGCAUCCAAGACAGCAGAGAGUUGCCCAUGGGAUUUCCCUGAGCCCUCUAAAACCGUCGCUGACAUUUGUCCUUGGGAGGAGGGGAACACGGAGCCGUCUGUGACUAAAACAACUACAGAGGGGACAGACAACACAAGAAUAAACAUUUGUCCUUGGGAAACUGAGCAACCUAAAACACCUGCAGCUACAGAGACUAAUGUGUCAAAAGGACAGGAACAAAUAAAAAGACAAGAUGGUGUUAAGGCAAAUGUGUGUCCGUGGGAAACUGAGGAGCCAGAAACUGGGAAAAUGCAGGCCCCCACAAGGUCAGCGAGUCUUGAAAAGCAAGAUACAGUUCGGGAAAAUGUCUGUCCGUGGGAGACUGGAGAACCAAAAGUUCUCAAAAAGCAAGACAGCGGCCGAGCAGAUGUUUGUCCGUGGGAGACAGAAGAACCAAAAGUUCUCAAAAGGCAAGACAGUGGUCGAGCAGAUGUUUGUCCGUGGGAGACUGGAGAACCAAAAGUUCUCAAAAAGCAAGACAGCGGUAAAGCUUCUGUUUGUCCGUGGGAGACAGAAGAACCAAAAGUUCUCAAACGGCAAGACAGUGGUCAAGCUUCUGUUUGUCCGUGGGAGACAGAAGAACCAAAAGUUCUCAAACGGCAAGACAGCGGUCGAGCUUCUGUUUGUCCGUGGGAGACAGAAGAACCAAAAGUUCUCAAACGGCAAGACAGCGGUCGAGCUUCUGUUUGUCCGUGGGAGACAGAAGAACCAAAAGUUCUCAAAAGGCAAGACAGCGGUCGAGCUUCUGUUUGUCCGUGGGAGACAGAAGAACCAGAAACUGGGAAAAUGCAGGCCCCCACAAGGUCACCGAGUCUUGAAAAGCAAGAUACAGUUCGGGAAAAUGUCUGUCCGUGGGAGACUGGAGAACCAAAAGUUCUCAAAAAGCAAGACAGCGACAGAGCUUCUGUUUGUCCGUGGGAGACAGAGGAACCAAAAGUUCUCAAAAAGCAAGACAGCGACAGAGCUUCUGUUUGUCCGUGGGAGACAGAGGAACCAAAAGUUCUCAAAAAGCAAGACAGCGACAGAGCUUCUGUUUGUCCGUGGGAGACAGAGGAACCAAAAGUUCUCAAAAAGCAAGACAGCGACAGAGCUUCUGUUUGUCCGUGGGAGACAGAGGAACCAAAAGUUCUCAAAAAGCAAGACAGCGACCGAGGUUCUGUCUGUCCAUGGGAGACAGAAGACCCAAAAGCUGUGAAAAAGGAAGACGGUGGCCGAGGUUCUGUCUGUCCAUGGGAGACUGAAGACCCAAAAGCUGUGAAACAGGAAGACGGUGGCCGAGCAGAUGUCUGUCCAUGGGAGACUGCAGACCCAAAAGCUGUGAAACAGGAAGACAGUGGCCGAGCAGAUGUCUGUCCAUGGGAGACUGAAGACCCAAAAGCUGUGAAAAAGGAAGAUGGCGGUCGAGCAGAUGUGUGUCCAUGGGAUACAGAAGGCCCAGAAGCUGUCAAAAAGCAUGAGAGCACUGUAGUAGUAGAUGUUUGUCCCUGGGAGUCUACAGACCCACAAAAUCCAACCGAAAGCAAGCUUGAGAUUCCCAACAGUGACAAAGAUGAGGUUACGGUUAACCAGGGACCAUUCUGUGAUGAAGAAAUACCCCCAGAGAGCGACAUGUUGCACUCAGAUCAGUCUAAAUCAAACUUGCCCCUGGGCCGGCGUGAUGCUUUGUGUCCGUGGAACGUGGAAAUGACCAGAUCUGGUUCAUUCACAGACACCGGCUCAGAUGUUUUUACCUGGGAACCUGAGAAUAUUCCUGAGGAAGAUGAAGACGAAGCUGAUGCUGAAUGUGCUGCUGAGGCCUUUAUAUUCCCACCUGACUUGUGAGCUGAAACUAGCCACCAUUUACUUUCAACAGGUUGCUUGACCCAUCCCACUAAAUCAUGGGGAAGUGUGGACUCCCCUUUCUUUUUCCCCGUAUGGAGAAAAAGUAAUGGUGUUAUCCUGUAAUUAAUUUCCCCACUCACAAGAACUUUGGAGUGCAGGGUGAACUACAGAACAGUGUCCUUAAAGCUGGUAGGGAUUCAGCAUCCUGCUCAAAGACAUUCCUACUGGACAAAUGCUUUGGGUAAUGCAAGCUUGAUCGUGGGCCGUCUUAUUACAGUUCAGACUCUCUACCCGCUUGGCCACACUGCUGUCCCUCUAAGAUUCCUAAUGUUGGGGCUUGGUGAAAAGGACAUGAAAACUCUGCAAACCUCAGUGAAGACAGGUUUCUUUAGACUGAAGCACAUAUUGCAGACUCAUAAACUGGUAUUCCUUGACUCACUGAGGUGCAUCUACCCUAUCGUUCUGGAUCAGAGAUGGCAUUUAGAUGAAGUCCCUUUUAUUCCUGCUUCCACUCCCAUUUUGAAUUAAAAGUGUUUUCUGUGUCUUUGUAUGUUUUUAAGUGACAAUGCACGUCUUUACCACUUAUGUUGGAUUCAUGGAUGAAGGCGAAUACGUUCCAGUGUGUCAUAAAAACCUGAACUUAAUAAAGCAGUCUACGAUGCUAAACCCACAGGGAAAUAAAGCACAGGGCAGGUCAGACGCAACUGUGAGCAUAACCAGCAUUAAUGAAAUGAACUUGUUUAACUGUUGUAGGCUUGUAAUAUAUAUCUGAAAUAUAAUUUUGUUUAAGUGUGUAAAACUGAUUUUCAAAAUACAGGAAGGUGUAUGUGUGAAACAGUGCUGCCAAGACUACAAUGGAUGUCAAAUUAUAUAUCAGUCAAGUAUUAAGGAUUGAUACAACUAUGCAUAUCAGCUUACAUGAGUAAUUACAGGACUAAAUACCACACUCAAUAACUGCUCUCAAAUGUCUCCCUUUUGAUUCUAUCGAGAUGUGUUAAAUACUGUAUCUUUAAUUUUUUUAAAAAUCAUGAAAACAUGCAGUAUUUUUAAUUAUAUUAUGCAAUUAUCAUUAUGGAAAAAAAAUCCAUGUUUCUGCAAAAUAGUGCAGGAAACUUAGACAAAGUUCAAUAAGGAUGCCAAAAAUGAUCCUAUAUAAAUCACCAUUAACUCAUACUGUUAUCCUUCAAAUUACCUCAGAGGAGAAAAAAACAGUACAUAAUUUUUGUUUACCUAAACAUUUUCAAAGUGCUGUCACUGCUUCUCAUUUAUCUACAUGCAAUGCACAGGACUUUGUUUUUUUUCAUACACUUGAAAAGGGGGAAUGAGAUUAGCAAAUGCUGAAUUCAGAAACAUAAUUGUAAGCUAAGUAAACCACAAUUAAAUUGAUAUCUGUUAAAUAUUUUGUGUCAUAAUUCGUGCAAGGAGAGCAAAGUAGAUGUGGUUCAAACUGUGAAAUGUUUGAUUUUGCGACACAGUGGCACAUGAUGUGGCCAAACAAUUCAAUUUCCAAACGAUAAAGGGGAGUAAAAUUAACCUUCUCAUAUACACGUGUUUUUAUUCUAAAAUGCAAUCAAUUGUUAGACAAAUACAGAUUAAUUGUAUAUUCAGAAAUCACACCUUAAUAUUGCUGAUAUUGAACUUACUCUUUAAUGUCAAUCAUUCUUUCCAGCUAGGUGUCAUUAUUAUUAUCAUUAUUAUUAUUAUUAUUAUUAUUUAACAGUGGAUAUUUCAUCUUGGGCCAAAACUCUUACACAGAGGCAUUUGUUGGCUUGCUAACCCUCAGUUUGUGCAGUGAUCUCAUUGAUGUGCACUGCCUAAAGCUUUUUGUCGAUGGAGUGAUCUAGCUUUGUGAGCAUUUUUGCAUGUUGUGUUUUUUGAAUGAACGUGCUGUACUUUGUUGUCAAGUACAAAAACCCAGUGUCAGCAUUGUUGUGAGGCAUUGAUUUAUUAACUU
Myripristis murdjan (pinecone soldierfish) is the source of this 8204-nucleotide messenger RNA. RefSeq names its product G protein-coupled receptor 179 (gene gpr179). Gene Ontology annotation, biological process: G protein-coupled receptor signaling pathway. The transcript is spliced from 12 exons. The record is from RefSeq and is a predicted model, not a curated record. Gene Ontology annotation, molecular function: G protein-coupled receptor activity. Lineage: Eukaryota; Metazoa; Chordata; Actinopteri; Holocentriformes; Holocentridae. Gene Ontology annotation, cellular component: membrane. The coding region runs from base 203 to 6250 and encodes 2015 amino acids.